ACGCAGGUAGAAGCUAACGUUACGCUCAGUUCGCUAGCGUGUCAAGUGUCAGUUAGUCAGCUAUAGCCAAGAUUUAAAAUACACAUUUCAAAAUAUAUAUUUGUAGCCUAAACGUUUGUGUUGAAAGUGAGCUGUAUUUUCGUUUUCGCCUGCCAAUAACGUUUUAAUUCUUUGUUUUACUGCUGCACCUUGCUUAAAGUUGUAUGUAAUGCUAGCUAGCUAACAGCUUGCUAACUGUUAACCGUUUGACCGUCCCUGUUUGUAAGACCUAUUGAAAUGGAUGACCAUGAUUCCCUGGGCAGUAUGGACAGCUUACUUCUCCAGCUAGCUCUGCAAACCAGGGACAUCGCUCAGAAGAGGGAUCAGAUCAAUCAACAGAUUCAAAUCGGCAAAGCCAAUGUUGCUGAGAAGAAAUCCUACAUCAAAGGGUUCCAGGAAAACAUCAGGAAGCUUGAGGAGGAAUCUUAUCAUAAGCAGAACAUUGUGAAGCAUCUCAAAGGCAAUACGAAAAGUCUAAAGGGAACUAACGGCCUCCUGCUGCAGUAUGAGAAGACGCUGCAGGCUGAAUUGGAGAGGAGACGAGACAACUGUAACCAAGACAUGUCAAACAUUGUCCAUCGAAAACCCAUUGGAAAGCAUCUCUGGUCUAUUGACGGCAGCAGAGUCUCACAGACAGUCAGCGGCUCAGACUGAGGAUGACCAUCAGUCUCCACUAGACAUCUCCUCCCUCCAUCUCUCCCAGGAGCGUCUGAACACCUCCAGUACAGUGGGGAUGGAAGAGGUGAAGGAGAGGGGGGCUGAGGGAGGAGAGGAACAGCCUACAUCCCUCAUUACUGAGGAAGAGGAGAAUGAAGGGAUGGGAGAAGCAUUCUCUCCUCAGACUCCUGCUAGAAUGAAAGCUGUGUCCAGCACCCCAACCUUCUCCCUGAACAGUAGCCACAGUGGGUCACCUAGUCACCUAGACGGAUCCACAGUGAAAUCCCCAGCCUUCCUGUUCUCCAUGAGCUCAGCUCCUACCGACUUCUCUGGCUUCCACUGUGGCUUUGACCUGGGGGGCUCAGGCCAGGAGGAAGAGCCUCCUUUCCCCUUCAGCAGCUCAUAUUUCAGCACUGAAAAGAAACCGUCAGGAUCCAAAUCGCCAUCAGGCUUCCUGUUUGCCCGGCCCGAGUCGGAGAAGUCAGAAGAUGGAUUUGAGUUCCCCUUCAGCUCUAAGAGUCCUGGUCAACCGUCAACCAGCAGAGACAAGGGAUCAGGGGCUGGGGACUCCUUCCCUUUCUCCUUUAACUUCUAGCACAUCUUACUGUAAAGAUUCAUGUAUGCUUCAAAUGGCACUCUAUUCCCUAUAUAGUGCACUACUUUUGCUCAGGGCCAUGUAGUGUACUAGGGCAAUAGGGUGCCAUUUGGAUGCAUCCUGAGGUUCUUCCACGUUACUGUACAUGAGUUCAUUUCCUGUUUGGUUAUUUCUAGAAAUAUGCAGAGGACUUCAACAUAACGCUUUGUUCUCUAUGAUAUGUUGUUAUGCACUGCAGAUCUGUUUUAUCGCUUGUUAAUAUUUAGUCAUUAGUUGAAUCAACUGUUGUAUGAAAAUUACUACUUCAUAAGAUAAAGUACCAUCUAGACUUAAACUUUGCUGUU
Molecule: messenger RNA, 1635 nt
Organism: Salvelinus fontinalis (brook trout)
Lineage: Eukaryota; Metazoa; Chordata; Actinopteri; Salmoniformes; Salmonidae
Exons: 11
Coding region: 545-1291 (248 amino acids)
Biological process (GO): spermatogenesis; meiotic DNA double-strand break processing involved in reciprocal meiotic recombination; homologous chromosome pairing at meiosis
Cellular component (GO): central element
Source: RefSeq, a predicted model, not a curated record